Messenger RNA from Priceomyces carsonii, 462 nucleotides. Its product is annotated as thioredoxin family protein. The record is from RefSeq and is a predicted model, not a curated record. Lineage: Eukaryota; Fungi; Ascomycota; Pichiomycetes; Serinales; Debaryomycetaceae. The transcript has a single exon. Gene Ontology annotation, cellular component: cytosol. Bases 1 to 462 code for a protein of 153 amino acids. Gene Ontology annotation, molecular function: protein-disulfide reductase activity.
AUGAUUCGUACACUUUACAGACAAUCACACUUUUCACAAUUUAAAACAGCUCACAGUCCAAACUUUUUUUCUCCUAUGUCAAGAAUUAAUUCGUUUAGAGCGUAUUCUGACCAAGUAUCUCCGAGCAAAGUAAAGGAAAUAAAGGACUUGACUGAAUUCAAAAACUUUGUUUCUUCACCAGAUAAGUUAUCGGUGAUUGAUUUUUAUGCUACUUGGUGUGGGCCUUGUAAAGCAUUGGAGCCCAUCUUUGCAACGUUAGCCGACAGGAUUCCCGAAGUGAAAUUUGGCAGAGUUGAUGUUGAUGUAGCUGAAGAUGUUGCUUUGGAGUACGGCAUUACAGCUAUGCCUACCUGUAUUCUCUUGAAAGAUGGAGAAAAGAUUGAAACAAUCGUUGGUGCAAACCCUCCAAAACUUGUUGAACUCAUUCAGAAGCAUUCUGGAGUUGACCUUUCUAAAAGAUAA